AUGGUAGCCACUUCGAUGGAAGGCGGUGCGUGGUGCGCCCGAGAUAUCUCGUUGAGGGCGCAGAAGAAGUUCCUCUCUCGAGUGGGCGGUGCAGCGAGUGCGCGAGCCCUGAUUCUCGAUGAACAUGCUGCGAAACUACUGGAUCAGUUUCUGAGCGUGCUGCGCGAGCGCAUUGAGAAGCGCGAGGCGGAGAAGCUGGUGAAGCAUGUGAUCAAAGCGGCGGUGAAGCUGGGAGUACUGCGGCGUCACGGACAGCUGUCCGCCACCGACGAGCGAGCGCUCGCAGCUUUCCGCGCCAAGUUCCAUACGGUGUUAAUGGCGGUGGUUUCGUUCUGCGAGGUGGACUUCUCCUACGACCGCGGUUUUCUCCAGGACGCCCUGCGUGAAUCUCAUCAGUCGCUCAAGUCAGUUGUAGAGAGGCAUUUGUCCGAUAAGUCGGUGUCUCGGUUAGCUGGUGUUUUCGCACUCGCCUCACGAGGAGAUCUCUUGGACUCCCUCUUCUCGGGGCAGAUAGAUGAAGACGUGCUCAAACUAACCAGAAUGCUCCGCAAGGAACUAGACAGGGGCCUGCUGUAA
Parnassius apollo (apollo) is the source of this 576-nucleotide messenger RNA. The record is from the annotation of a GenBank genome assembly. Lineage: Eukaryota; Metazoa; Arthropoda; Insecta; Lepidoptera; Papilionidae.